UAGCAAGCAGCAUGAUUGCUGGGAAAUGCCGUGGGUCUGGGAAUCCCUCUCGUGCCCUAUAUAAAAGACAGAGGAGAGGGCUUUACUCCUCACACUUUCACUACAGCUCCACUAGGACUUACUACUUUCUCUGAAAGCUCAGCAAACCACUGGAGCUGAUCUUUUUGUGCUUCUUAUUACACUAGCAAAUUAGUUAUGGCAUUUUUACCCAGAUCCCUUCUUCUGCUACUGCUUGCAGUAGUUUGUAUUCAACUGAGUGGAGUACUAGCUGAUGGACCUGACAGGUGCUGGUGUUUGAAACAUUUGAAUAAACGUCUCCCAAGAGAAGAAAUUGAAGAGUUCUCUAUUUUCCCCCGAAGAUCAAAGUGUGACAAGGUUGAAAUCAUAUUGACACUAAAACCUGUGAAUAAAUCAACUGAAGUCGUCCAGCGCUGCUUGAAUCCAGAAACAAAACAAGGAAUUAACCUGCAGGCUUGCUGGAACAAGAAGAACACCAGCAACAAUUCCACACUUAAGAUAUCCAACUGCUUCUAAAGCCAUAAAUGAAAGUGCAGAAGAGCACAGAAGGGGAGAUCUGGAAACUUUAGAGACCCUGUGAGUGGAAUGCCAUCCUGUCACAUGACCCCACACUAGCCAAUCAUAAUCCUGGGAUUUGGAUGUUGGCCUCAUGCAGCUGAUGGGAAAUCACAGAAGACCUGAAAACACCCGGAGCACUGCCAGUAACCGCCGGACGCAGAUGUUGUCUGCAAAAGCAUUUGGACUAGAAUUCACUUGCUGUAUGACUGAAGCACUGAAUGUACCAUUACUCCAAACAGUAUUUAAGUGACUAUAUUUAAAAGGUUUUAUAAUUUAACUUAUUUUAUAAUGUCAAAAGUUCAAAUGUGUUUUACAAUUUUUGUCUGACCAGGCCCAUUAAUGUUAUAUGUGAUGUGUUAGAACUGAUUGAGUCACAUUACAAUGUUUCUUUGACAUGAAAUAACACAUGAAAUGCAUUUUGAGGCUACCUAACACAAUAUUUUUUUAUAAUGUAGGCUACUUUUAUACAGUUUUGUAAUAAAAGCUAAUUUCAAGUUAUAGCACAUUUAUUUUCCAAAUCCAUUAUAUUUUCCUCUUGAUAUGAGUAUAUGUGUAUGAUUACAGUUCUUCUUGAUUGCUUAAACACA
Messenger RNA from Onychostoma macrolepis, 1163 nucleotides. RefSeq names its product chemokine (C-X-C motif) ligand 18b (gene cxcl18b). The transcript has 4 exons. The record is from RefSeq and is a predicted model, not a curated record. The coding region runs from base 196 to 534 and encodes 112 amino acids. Gene Ontology annotation, cellular component: extracellular region. Lineage: Eukaryota; Metazoa; Chordata; Actinopteri; Cypriniformes; Cyprinidae. Gene Ontology annotation, biological process: immune response. Gene Ontology annotation, molecular function: chemokine activity.